CUGUCGGAGCCAGUGGGCUGCUGGAGAGAGAGAGAGACAGAGGCGUGGCCGCAGGAGGCGAGAGGCAGUGCGAGUCGGGCUCCCCGCGCGGAGCUGGCUUUGCUCGCGUCUCUCUCUGUGUGUGUCUUUACGCGCGCAGGGGACCCUUCUUCCGAAAGGUCAGCCUGGAGAGCCUCUGCGCUUGGAGGAUCGGACGCCGGGCAGCGGCACCAUGGAAGGCUCCCCAGCUUUCUGGGCGGUCGCUUUGCUGGCUCUUCUUCUGGGCGAAUCAACAGGUGGUACCAGACCUUCUAUUAUUCCAGCAGUUUCCACUUGGGUUGUGAAUAGUGGACAAGAGUUAAAGCUGUUGUGUAGUGAUGGUGGCACUGUGACCUGGGAUUUUCGGAGUUCGGACCCAUCAGGAAAGCCCCUCAUUUCAAAAACGGAGGAGUUACACAUAAGUAAAGCAGAAGCAAGCCACACAGGAACAUAUACAUGUACAAACACAGAGAGAUCGAACAACUCAAUUUAUGUUUUUGUUAAAGAUCCAGCGGUCCUGUUUUUUCAUGAGCCUGUCACAUACGCGAUGGAAGAUAGUGAUGCUCUCAUUCAAUGUCCAGUGACAGAUCCAGACAUUUCAAGUUUCACUUUGAAAAGGUGUCACGGGAAACCUCUGCCUGGGAAUAUGGAGUUAGUUCCUGAUCUUCAGAAAGGAAUUACCAUAAAGAAUGUACAGAGAUCAUUUUCUGGUUGUUACCAGUGUGUGGCGUAUCAAAAUGGAGAGGAGAAGGUGUCAGAAUUUAUCACACUAGUUGUGAGGGCAGUUCACAAAUCCCUUCCAGCCAUCUCCUUAUCCAAAACCAACCAACUUCUCAAAGAAGGUGAAGAAUUUGAAGUUACAUGCACAAUCAAGGAUGUAGAUAGCACUCUGCAAGCUAAUUGGAUUUUUCAAGGCAGCGCGACUGUUACAGGGAGAAGCAGGAAUACGGGCGCUUAUGGAUAUGAAAAGAAAUUAAAGCUGAACAUCAGUUCAGUGGGAGUUAAUGAUUCUGGAGCAUUUGUGUGCCAAGGAAGAAACACUUUUGGAACAAUCAAUUCCACUAUAACCUUGAAAGUACUAGGUAAAGGAUAUGUCAAUUUAUCAACUUCGGCAAACACAACAGUAAAUGUAAAUGAUGGAGAAAACCUGGAUUUAAUCGUGUCGUAUGAGGCAUAUCCAAAGCCAGAAGAAGAAGUGUGGAUGUACAUGAAUGAAACCUUGCAAAAUUCAUCCGAUCAUUAUGUGCGGGUCACAAACAUAGACAAAAACAGGUAUUCCAGUGAGCUUCACCUUACUCGACUGAAGGGAACAGAAGGAGGCGUAUACACAUUUUUUGUGUCCAACUCAGAUGCCAACUCCUCUAUAGCAUUUAAUGUCUAUGUGAACACCAAACCGGAAAUUGUUGCUUCAGACAGGCUUAGCAAUGGCAUGCUUCACUGUGUGGCUGCUGGUUACCCUGCCCCGAAAAUAGACUGGUAUUUCUGCACAGCAGCUGAGCAAAGGUGUUCAGAUUCACCAAACAUUUCACCAGUAGACGUGAAGACCAAUUAUAAAGAUUCGCCUUUUCCUCCUUUUGGGAAGAUAGUUGUUGAAAGCACCGUGGAUGCCAGCAUGUUCAAGAAUGGCACUGUUGCAUGUGAAGCUUCCAACGACAUUGCCAGGAGUGCUGCUUUUUUCAACUUUGCCAUUAAAGAACAAAUAAGCACCCACACCCUUUUCACUCCUUUGUUAAUUGGCUUUGGAGUAGCGGCAGGACUGAUGUGCAUCACAGUCAUCAUUCUUGUGUACAAAUAUCUGCAGAAACCAAAAUAUGAGGUUCAGUGGAAAGUAGUUGACGAAAUAAAUGGAAACAACUAUGUUUACAUCGAUCCCACACAGCUUCCUUAUGACGACAAAUGGGAGUUUCCGAGAAACCGGCUAAGUUUUGGCAAGACUCUUGGAGCUGGAGCUUUUGGGAAAGUGGUUGAAGCCACUGCCUACGGUCUCUUCAAACCUGAUGGAGCAAUGAGAGUAGCUGUAAAGAUGCUCAAACCCAGCGCCCAUUUCACUGAGAAGGAAGCCCUGAUGUCCGAGCUGAAAGUCCUGAGUUACCUUGGCAACCACAUUAACAUUGUCAAUCUACUCGGAGCCUGUACAGUUGGAGGUCCUACUCUGGUCAUCACAGAAUACUGCUGCUAUGGUGACCUUUUGAAUUUUCUGAGAAGGAAACGCGACUCCUUUAUUUGCCCAAAGCAUGAAGAAACAGCUGUCUACAAGAACCUUCUCUAUCAAAAAGAACACAUGUAUGAUGCCACUGAUGAAUACAUGGACAUGAAACCAGGAGUUUCUCAGGUCAUCCACACCAAAGCCACUAAAAGGAGUACAGGAUCGUUUGCUAAUCAGGAUGUCACCAUUGCCAUCUUAGAAGAUGAUGAACUGGCUCUGGAUAUUGAAGACUUGCUAAGUUUUUCUUAUCAGGUGGCAAAAGGGAUGAGCUUCCUUUCCUCUAAAAAUUGCAUUCACAGAGACCUGGCAGCAAGAAACAUAUUGCUUACUCAUGGGCGGAUUACAAAAAUAUGUGACUUUGGCCUUGCAAGAGAUAUCAGGAACGACUCAAAUUAUGUGGUCAAAGGAAAUGCACGACUUCCUGUGAAAUGGAUGGCACCUGAAAGCAUUUUUGAAUGUGUGUACACAUUUGAGAGUGAUGUCUGGUCUUAUGGAAUCCUGCUUUGGGAACUGUUCUCUCUAGGAAGCAGUCCCUAUCCUGGAAUGCCUGUGGAUUCCAAGUUCUAUAAAAGGAUUAAGGAAGGAUACAGAAUGUUUACUCCAGAAUUUGCACCUGCUGAAAUGUAUGAGAUAAUGAAGAGCUGCUGGGAUGCUGACCCCGUGAAGAGGCCGACUUUUAAGCAAAUUGUACAAUUGAUUGAGCAGCAGAUUUCAGAUACCACAAACCAUAUUUACUCAAACGUUACAAGUGGCGUUUGCACGCAGGGAAACGCUCCAGAUCACUCGGUGCGAAUAAAUUCGGUGGGCAGCAGCGCUUCAUCGACUCAGCCCUUGCUCACACACGAAGUUGCUUGAGAGGAGACUCGCCCAGCCUUGAUGAAGAAGCUACUGUCGUUGUUUCGAAAUGACUACUGGUUGUUCGCAGCGUAUUCACUACUACGCUGAGGGUAGUAGGAACGUUGCAGCGAUAUUCUUGCUCUGUUUCCCCCCCCCACCUCUCUUUUUGAAAAUCACAUGCUGUUAAAAACAAAAGUAGGUUACCCAUCACGGUUAACAAUGUUGUUACACUGUUUGCUAGAAUCUGUGUAUAGUUGCUAUGUUAAAUGCGUUUGUAGUGUAGAACCAGAUUUGGGAGUGGGAAAACAACUUGUUUAAAAUCUUUGGUAUGGAUUAGAGAUGCAUCCAGUGGCGUAGGAAGAGGGGGGGUGGGGGGAGCGGAGCGCCCCGGGUGCCAUCUCUGAAGGGGUGACAAGAGGGCACCCUACGGGGGUGCCAUCGUGCCUGCAGCCGCGGGUGAAGGAUCCUCUCUUGCGCGCUACAAGCCUAGGUCACAUUUCUCUCCCCCUCCCACCUAUCGGGCUUUUCCUUCUUGCACUGGGUAGGAGGUGGCGACGUUGCAGGCUCCCUCUUAAAGGGGCAGUGCCAAUUCUUGCUGUCAGGGCAGAAGCGAAGAGUAGAGCGCCUUGCCUCCCUCGCGGCUGCACCCUUCGCUGUCAGCGAGCAGCUCGUCCUCUCCCAGCCCAGCCCCCAGCUCUGGAUACUUGGGAGUUGCGUUGGGGGGGUCGGUAUGCAGUUGCCCCCACUCCUGAGUCCUGGCUGGAGCCUGGAGGAGUAGGCAGGACGCAGGGAGAGGAUGAAAUUUGGUCGGCUUUGCUGACAAAGACGUGCAGCUCCCACACACACACCCCUCUCUUUCUUUUUGCUCGGCAAAACUUUGGAGUUCUUAUUUUUCUUCCAUCUCCUUUUUUGCAAAAGCGUGUGGGGCAUCUGAAGGCUGGAAGCACUUGUAAGAAGGUUCGGGAGUUUGGUUUUUCCUUUUGCAAAACCGCAACUGUUUUCUCAAAAGGGAAAACGCCGCAGGCAGGGGGGGGGGACAGUGGAAGAGGAAAGAGUUUUUGUACAGAGAAUGGAGCGCCCUCGUGGAGAACCGGGUGGUUUGUGUGUGUGCAUGGAGAGUAUCCGAUCAGUGUUUGCAAAAACACUUCAACUUUGCCCCCCCAAAAUAAAAAUAAAAAUUCUAGCGGGGUGGGUGGGAGAGAAGGGGGACAAAAAAGCACUACGAGGAAAGAAGCGAGAGGAGGGCAGAACCAGAAAUGUUUUCCAGGCACUCAGCUAUGCAAAAGUGAGUGAGAGGCAAGGGAGUUGGGAAGAGGAUCUUUUCUCCGGUAACGUUCAGUGCAACAUUGCGAGAGAGAUCCAACUUCUUUCCUGCCUUUUCUCUCUGAAUGGAGGUGCUUCUGCUGCCCCCCCCCCCCGGGUCUGGCUUUCUUUAAAGGACACACACACACAAAAAACCUUUUUUUAAAAAAAAGAUUUCGAAGGUUUCUCCUCCCAAACCUGCUUUCUUUUACUUUUACAUGCUUCUGUUCCCUCUUGAUCCCAAAAUGGCAACUUUCCCAGUUUUCUCUUUUGCAGACUCCUCCCCACCGAUUUUGGACUCUGUAAAUUUAGGUUUCUUUUUAAAAAACAGAAAUGUAACCUGAUUUCAAGUGCUUGUAAAAUGACAGCUUUUGGGGGGAGGGUGUAGAUUUGUUUGGAGGAAAGCCGGGGUAACGCAUGCUAUUGGGGGGAGAGGGUGAGUUCCUGUUUCUUUAGGAACAAAGAGAAAUCUGUCUAGGCAUCUGUCACUCAGUGAGAAAGAGACAUGAGAAACUUUUUGCGAGAGCUUUUCUCGUCAUCCAAUUGCUUUCAGCCCUUGGGUGCUGGGGACCCCUCUUUUUUCGGGGAGGAAGUCUCUGCUUAUUUCAAGUCUUGCUUGAAUUCAAACGGAAGAAAAUGAAAUGUUUGAUCUGCUUUUUCUCCUCCCCCUUUUCUGCCCCCGUUCGGAUCCAUUUCCAAUUGCAUUCUCUCUGUGUAGGAAUGGACACGGCGGAGGAGGCACCUUGUUGCUGUUUAACUUCCUUUCGCUUGCAUUUUGAGGUUGCGGAUGGGUGGGUGUUUUGACAAAGUGGGGCCAAUGUAGCCAAUCCAAAAAACCCCAAAGCAAACAAAAAACAACCCGUGCUUUUAGCCCGACUCUCCUCCGUCCUUCCUGAAUUGUUUGCAUUUUUAAAAAAAAUAUUCUUAUUUUGCUCUGGGCUGGAUUGUGUCAUUCCCAUGUGCAGUUGGCAGUGUGGGGAGUUCAGGGCCAGGAGAAAAUGGCAGCAUAAAAAGAGGCUCCUCCUCCUCCAUCCCUGAGGAGUUGCAGACUUGAAACAGGAGAGAGAGAGACUUCUUCACAUAGUCAGCAGCUCCUUCUGCACUGGUAUUGCCUGAAGGAAUAGGAGAACGAGGAUCCGUUUGCUUUUGCAGAUUUUUUAAAAUAGGUACAAAGUCUUGCCCAUUUCUCUUCCUCGUGGGGGGGGGCGUAGAGGAGAGGUGAAUGCACGCUUGCAUUUCAAUGCACUUGAAUUUGCCCGGCAUUUUUCUGCGUGUGCGCACUUGCUGGGGGUGGAUACGGACAUGUUGAUCUCUGAGUGCCUUCCUCCAAACAAACCAUGCGCCGCCGUCAGUGGGAUCCCUCCGCUGCAGGUGCAUGCAGAGAAUCCUGUCACCAUACAUACGGCACGCGCAUGUGCUGUACGGAUGUCAUGCGCAUGCGCCGCCAGGUGGUUUGCCCUGCCCCGGGUGCCGGUUCUGCUUCCUCCGCCGCUGGAUGUAUCUAUCUGUAUAUAUUAUAUAUAAUGCCAGACGUCGAGAGCUCUGAUUCUAGAAAAUAGGUGUUUAUGUUUGGAAAUGAAUAAAUGCAGAUAUCUGAAUCGAUUUCCAUUGCUUUCCCAACCCCUGAAAUGUUAGAAAUGCAAGCAAAAAGCAAAACAUAUAACAUUCCAAAUCCUGGAGCAAAAUAGACCACUUGACCAGAAGGGAAUGGAAAGACCCCGAAUAUUGUAGCACCUCAACUUGAGCACCUGAGAUGUUGGGCCACCUCUUAGGACAAGGGUGGGGAACCUGAGGCCCUCCAGAUUUCCAGUUCCUAUUAUCAUAGCCAAUGGCAGAAAAGAGUCUAGCAACAUCUGAGUGGCAGUUCUCACCUGGUUGGUCCCCCUCUUGGUGCUUCUGCAUUCUAGGUCGAAGAUAGGUUGGGGCAUGGGUGGGUGGGGCGCAGAGAGAAGAUUAUGUUCAUGCUUCAUUUUUGAAUGCAUAUGUUCACAUUCAUGUACAUGUACCUAUAGUUUGUAACCUGUGAGUGGCUGUUGGUUUUAAUUAUUUUUCAUAGCUUCAUCUACCUUGGAAGGUCUCUGCAUCCCAUUUCUUCUACGGCAUAUGCCAGGAAGAAGAAAACUCUCUGCUGGGUGGCUAUAUCCAAGUUAUCAAAAUAAUUGCGUCCCCAUUGACUACUGCUUCUCAGUCUGGUGAAGAAAUGUGUCUUAUUUGCAUUUCACAACAUACAGUUUUAUGUUCUCUGUAAAGCUCUUGUAGUCUGAUCAGAGACUAGGCAAGGUGUUAAUGGUAUGAACUAGGUACCUUCUGAAGAAAGCUGCUCAUUUUUCACAGCUUUUAUUACCAUAAACGUGAUUAUUGUUUGUAAAAGUCCUUUUCUUUCCCUUCUUAUUCUUCCCCAAGUAUCUUCUGGUUGCAUUUUUCUACACAACCGUGAAAGCUUUCUGUAGAGGCCCACAUAACCAUUUCCUGGGGAAGGGCUUAUCCCUCUGUAACAUUAUGUACUGCAGGGAUGACAAAUAACUUGAUAAAUGACUUGCUUGAGGUUUGUGGAUUUUCAUGUUAGAGCCAAGCGGAGUAUAGCAGGCAGGUAGAUUUAGGAAUGGCAUAUCGAUAUUGCUACUGUUGUUCCAGAAUACAUCCUUAUUGUCCUAGACCAUAAACAGAUGCUUAAACAUUCUAGACCCUUUGUUUUUUUCUAAAAGAUCCAGUUUUCCACAAAAAAGCGAAAAUCUAGAAGAAGGCAUGUGGGUAAUAGACCAAUUUUGAAAUAGCUAUUUAUUUAUAGUACACCAGCGUUUUAGCACCCUGUUAUUUCAGCACUCCUUUGUUGAGUUUACAUUGUUUCGUUAGAAGUAGCUAUUCACCCAAAUGCAAGAUAAUUUAAAAAAUAAAAUACACUGCUGGAUUCCUCAAAUUAUACCACUCACUUUUACUGUAUGAUCUGAUCUAUCGCUACGUUUUCCUCCAUGUCACUUGGGGCUCUAUUUCCAGAUGUUUGCUAGCCAGUCUUCACGGUAGACACUUGCACUGGAGUUAUUUACGCUGUUGCACCUUUCCGAAGUUUGGGGGAAGGAGGGCUCAGUCCAAAAUCCACAUAUGCAGGGGUUUCCCAUUCUCUUCUGCGAAGGGAAACUCUCCCAAAAUGCACCAGGUGUUCUCAUUGCACAUGCAGGUCAUCUUCCUGUUCUGAAAAUGCGGAAACCUUGGCUUCUAUCCUGCACCUGACCCCCAACUUCUAAGGAUAAUUCCAACACCUUUUUGGCUCCCAUAGCUGUCGGAAGGCAUAAUAAUUUUCCACACCGCGGUACUUCAUUGGCACUUAGAUGGAAGACUUUAUUCCUUUAAAUGUUCUGAAAAGUUAUAUUUUUAUAAUUUUUUUUGAAAAAUUAGUUUUGCAGCAGCUUGAUAUUUUCAGGUUUGUAGCAAUAAUGUCUCCUCAACUCCUUUAGGUUCUUGAAAAAUAUUUUUAUAUAAAUAUAUAUAUAUAUGCAAAGCAGCUGUAUGUAUAAAUAUGUGGAUGUUUGAAAAGUUGUAUUGUUAAAAGAGUUUAAAUAAAAGUGUAAAUAAUAUACAUUCA
Molecule: messenger RNA, 7943 nt
Organism: Podarcis muralis (Common wall lizard)
Lineage: Eukaryota; Metazoa; Chordata; Lepidosauria; Squamata; Lacertidae
Gene: KIT
Product: KIT proto-oncogene, receptor tyrosine kinase
Biological process (GO): positive regulation of cell migration; hematopoietic progenitor cell differentiation; multicellular organism development
Cellular component (GO): plasma membrane; signaling receptor complex
Molecular function (GO): growth factor binding; cytokine binding; ATP binding
Source: RefSeq, a predicted model, not a curated record